Paramecium sonneborni is the source of this 1091-nucleotide messenger RNA. The record is from the annotation of a GenBank genome assembly. Lineage: Eukaryota; Ciliophora; Oligohymenophorea; Peniculida; Parameciidae.
AAUCAUUUUAAUUAAUUUAUAAUGCUUCAUAUUCCUGAUGUUGUCAUUGGUAUUGAAAGAGCUAAUCAUAAACAUUUUGAUGAUAUUUAUGAAACGUAAAAGCUGCAAAACCCAGUGAAAAUAAGCAUGAUCAAGAUUUAAUAUAACAGAGAACAUGUGACAGGUGUAAAGUUAACAUACAAAGGAAUCGAUGGAAAAUAAGUAAAAGGAACUUGUUCUAUGAAAUUCAAAUUGCUUGGUGGUUUACUUUCUGGAACAAAGAAAGAAAAAUACAAUAUAGCAGAUGGUAAAUAGAUUUAUAUAUUAUUAGAUGAUUUCAUAAAGGAAAUUCAUGGAUUUGUUGGAACUGAAAUAAAUUAAUUUGGAUUUACAACAUAUAAAGGAGUAAGUCAUAGAUGUGGAAUCGCAAAAGGACUAUCGUUUUCUCAUCACUUUCCACUUCAUACAUUUACUUCAGCAAGAGGGUCUUAUGAUAAAUUUUUAGAUUUUAUCGCUUUUAGAGUAGUCCCACUUACUAUAGAUUAAAUAAGAAAAUUAGUAACACUUAAUUUUAAUGCAAUUAGGGUUUAAGCUAAUAGUAAGAUAAUAUAAAUGUUGUAGUUACCCAAACUACUUAACCUCCUCCACCUAUUUCAUAUCCUCCUCAGAAUUAAUAAUAUCCUCCACCUGGAUAAUAAUAUCCUCCACCUGGAUAAUAAUAUCCACCACCUGGAUAAUAAUAUCCACCACCUGGAUAAUAAUUUCCUCCUCCAUAAUAAUAUCCACCACCUGGAUAAUAUCCGCCUCCUGGCUAAUACCCACCACCUGGAUAAUACCCGCCUCCUGGAUAAUAUCCUCCACCAGGUUAUCCACCACCUUAAAAUACAACGGUCAUCAUCGAGAAACAAGCUCCUCCACCCCCUUAACCUUAAAAAAGUGGUGGUGGUGCUGCAGUUGCAGGAGCACUUAUAGGAGGUGCUUUGAUUGGAGCUGCAUUAGCUAAUAAUAAUAAUCAUCAUCACAACCACGGCCCAAAUGUUGUGAUUGUGAAGAAACAUGGCCAUCAUCAUCAUCAUCAUCAUUGAUUUUUGAAGUAAAUCAUUUAAAUAAAU